UUCUCCUUUUGAGGAAGCAUCAUCAUGUGUCUCAAAACACAACACAUAGUUGAAGUAGAGGCAGACAUUCAAACGGAGGUCGCCUCCGUUCAAACAAGUGCAGUUGCUGAAUCUCACUCCACUGAUCAAGAAAGAAAACUGAUGCAGUCAUGGGACGAUAUGGUAGAAAAAAGCUUAAGAAACUUCGGGUGGAUGGAGUUCCUGCAAGCUGUGCUCGUGGCCGUCGCAAUGUUCUUUGAUGCACAACAAUCCUUCAUCAGCAUCUACACAGACAACUACCCCACAUGGCAUUGUACAAACCACACCAUGUGCUCCUCUUCCUCUGACAUUUGCAAAAUCCCCAAAUCCUCUUGGUCAUGGGACUCACACCCUUCCAUGACCAUCAUAUCCCAUUGGAGCCUUGAAUGCGCUAGCACCUUUGUCACCGGUUUACCCCAGUCUUCCUUCUUCAUAGGAGGCCUUCUGGGAUCCUCUAUUCUCGCAGCCUUAGCUGAUUCAUCAGUGGGGAGAAAAAACAUGCUUGUUCUCUCUUGUGUUUUAAUGUCAAUCACCUCCACACUCAUCAUCUUCUCCCCCAACAUAUGGGUCUACUCUGCCUUGAAGUUCUUGAUCGGCUUCUGGCGUUCGUCCAUUGGGACCUCUGUCUUGGUUUUGCUCACGGAGAAUGUGAGUGUAGAGUGGAGAUUCAGCGUGGGGACUGUGGAGUAUUUCACCUUCACGAUUGGAUACAUGUCUCUUUCAGGUAUAGCUUAUGCCACCAAAAGUCUCUCUUGGAGAUUUCUUUACCUCUACACUUCACUCCCUGCUCUGUUAUACUCUAUUCUUGCUUAUCUCUUCAUAAACGAAUCCCCCAAGUGGCUUCUCAUGCACGGUCGAGUCAAAGAAGCCAUGAGAAUUCUUAAAGGAGUAUCCUUACCUGAAAACGAUGCUAAUUACCUCACAAGCUUCAAAACAAAAGAAAAUGUUUCAUUUUUUCAACUUUACUCUUCAAUAGUAGAGUUGUUCAAGAGACGUUGGGCUCUUACGAGAAUGGUGGCGACCAUGGUACUUGGAAUUGGUGUUGGGUCGGUGUAUUUUGCCUUGGCCUUAGCGGUGGAAAACAUGGGAUUUAACAUUUAUUUGGCUGUGGUUUUCAGUGCUCUGAUGGAAAUCCCUUCUUGCAUAGUUGCCUAUUUCUUGGAAAACUUCAGAAGAAAGCCAUCUAUUAUUGUUUUCUCGCUAUUGUGUGGGAUAUGUUGCCUGUUGUGUGUUGCCAUUGGUGAUAAGGCACCAGAAGCCAAAGUGGGGCUAGCAAUAGUAGCCUUUUUUGGUGCUUGUGUAGCCUAUUUUGUCUUCGUCAUUUACAUCAUUGAGUUGUUUCCCACAUGUGUAAGGUUCACUACAACAUCAUUGGUGAGACAAGCUAUUACAUUCGGUUGCAUUUUCUGUCCAUUUUUUAUAUCUGCUGGGAGGAAAAAUAACAUUUAUUCUUAUGGGGUGUUCGGGCUUGUCAUAAUGUGCUCCAAUUUGACAUUGUUUGGCUUGCCAGAGACCAUGGGGAUAGUACUCUGUGACACCAUGAAUCAACAGGAGGAAAAGGAAACGUACUUGAGUAAACCGAAGACCAAACAAGUCGCUAUUUGUGAGGCCAUGGAUCUACAAGAGGAAAAAGGAGACUUUUUUUUAUUGACGUAGAGUAAAUAUGAGACUUGUCUGUGUGAGGCACAGACAAGUUCAUCCAAACUCAUUGAUGUUUGUCUGUC
Molecule: messenger RNA, 1742 nt
Organism: Lotus japonicus
Lineage: Eukaryota; Viridiplantae; Streptophyta; Magnoliopsida; Fabales; Fabaceae
Product: organic cation/carnitine transporter 3-like
Exons: 1
Coding region: 25-1674 (549 amino acids)
Biological process (GO): transmembrane transport
Cellular component (GO): membrane
Molecular function (GO): transmembrane transporter activity
Source: RefSeq, a predicted model, not a curated record